Molecule: messenger RNA, 1881 nt
Organism: Saitoella complicata NRRL Y-17804
Lineage: Eukaryota; Fungi; Ascomycota; Saitoellomycetes; Saitoellales; Saitoellaceae
Product: Rad4-domain-containing protein
Exons: 4
Coding region: 1-1881 (626 amino acids)
Biological process (GO): mismatch repair; nucleotide-excision repair
Cellular component (GO): nucleus; cytoplasm; nucleotide-excision repair factor 2 complex
Molecular function (GO): damaged DNA binding; single-stranded DNA binding
Source: RefSeq, a predicted model, not a curated record
AUGGAAAGGAAGAAGUCGUCUAUCACAGCUAUGGACAGGACGAUCAGGGCUCUCACACAUUGUAUGCACGUACAGUGUCUUCUUGCUCACGGCAGAAUUCGAAAUCAAUGGAUCAAUGACGAGGAAGUGAAAGGCAUUCUGCUGAGUAUGGUACCGCAGUCCGUACUGAGUAUCUGGAACCGCGAAGAUCCAGAUAAGCAUUUUAGCCGCCUUCUUGAUACCCUCCAGAAAUGGUGGCGGAUCAAGUUCAAGAUCACGAAGCCCGGGCUUAGGAAAGUUGGGUACACCUCUAUCGCUUCGAAGGAUGAACCGUCUGCGAAGGAGGAUCACGUGUACGAUGAGGUGUUCAGGUCUAUUCAUGAUUUCCGCGAGACGGCGGCCAAAUUGGAGGGAAGUCGUGAUCUGGGUGCGCAGCUAUUUACUUCUUUGCUGCGGGCGAUUGGGAUCGAUGCCAGGAUGGUGUUUUCGCUACAGCCUCUUGGAUAUGGCUUUGGCAAAUUCGAGGAUGCGCCAAAACGGAAGAAGAGGAAGAAGAAACCUCCAAUACCGGACGCAGACCUUCCCUAUCCAUUUUUCUGGACGGAAUGGUUCCCUGUCGAGACGCUCGUCCUACGUAACUGCGAUACUUCGAACCCUGAUAACUACGAACCCCGUGGCAAGAUCGCGGAGGAGAGGCGCAUGGUAAUGUGCUACGUCGUUGCGUUCGAAGAAGAUGGGUGCGCUAAGGACGUCACCAUGCGAUAUGUCAAGAACUUUCCGGGCAAGGCAAAGGCUUUCAGGGUUUGGCCAACGAGCAAAGCACGGGGGAAUAAGGUCGAAACUCAGGAUUGGUGGAGAGAUGUGAUUACACCGUUGAUGAGGCCUGAGCGCACGGAGAGGGACGAGAAGGAGGAUAAGACGUUGCAAAAAGUGACGGAGAAGAAGACAAAGGCGCCGACAACGAUUGGAGCGUAUAAGGAUCAUCCUGAGUUCGUGUUGGAGCGGCACUUGAAACGGGAGGAGGCGAUGAAGCCAGAUGCUAAGCCUGUGCGGGAAUUGGCGGUCGGCAAGGGCGAAAAGGCGAAGACGGAGAAGAUUUACAGACGAGCUGAGAUUGAGCUGGUGUUUGGUGUCGAAGCAUGGUACAAGGAGGGAAGGAAAGUCAAGGUUGGCGAGGAGCCAUUGAAGAAGGUAAAAGCACGAGCCGUGACGCUUACCCGCAAACGUGAGCACGAGCAACAAAUGGCGGAAAAUGAGGGACCUGUAUUGCAGGGCCUGUAUGCAAAGUACCAAACGGAGCUAUAUCGGCCUCCUCCGGUUGUGAAUGGUGCUAUUCCAAAGAACUCGUAUGGUAAUGCAGAUUGUUUCGUGCCGACGAUGAUCCCGGAGGGUGCGAUACAUUUGCCCCAUCGUGGUAUUGCGAAGGUUGCGAAGAAGCUUGGGAUUGAUUAUGCGGAGGCAAUCACGGGGUUCGAGUUUAAGUCCCAGCGUGCGAUCCCUGUUGCCACGGGUGUUCUCGUGGCGACGGAGAACGCUGAUAUGCUCAUGGAGGCGUUCAGGGAGGCUGAGCAGAUUCGUCUCGAAAAGGAGAGUGGGAAGAGACAGGCGGAAGCAUUGAAGAAGUGGCGGAAAUUCAUUGUGGGGAUGAGGAUCAGGGAGAGGUUGAGGGAUGAGUAUGGGAACGAUCAUGAGGGGUUAAAGAAGCAUGAGGAAAGGCAGAGUGAGUUUGCGCAUGUUGAGGAGGAUGGAGGUCAUGGUGAAUUUGUUACUGAUGCGCAUGUCAAGGAUGACGAGGAGAAGGUUGAUGCGUUUGGUAGAGAUUUUGGUGGAGGGUUUUUGCCCGAGGGCAUGGAUGUUGAAUUAUUGCCUGAGAAAAGGGGUGUGUUGGAUGAAGAAACCUAA